Adineta ricciae is the source of this 312-nucleotide messenger RNA. Lineage: Eukaryota; Metazoa; Rotifera; Eurotatoria; Adinetida; Adinetidae. The record is from the annotation of a GenBank genome assembly.
AUGGCUCGAACGAAUCUAUCUGUUAUGCCGGACGUUAAUGUAUGUCUUCGAGAUGCUAUGGAUGCUAUGUUCAAUAAUGGCAAUCAAAAUCGAUUGGAUAAUACCGAUCGUACAAUAAUGACAUCAGAAGAGAAUGAUGUCAUCGUUGAUAUUGUGAAUGAUGAUGAUGAUCAACAACCAAUGACCGAUGCUUUACAAUCGACAAUUAAUAAAAGAAAAUUGACAAAUACAAAUAUUACGAAUCACGAGCAACAUAAUCAUGGUGAAAAUGAUAAUGCAAAACGCAUGUGUACAAUGAAUGGCUCACAUUAA